CACGUGGGUUUUCGGAGUGUUUGCGAGCCUCGUGCGCGUGAAAUAUGAGCGUGUAUACUUUAAUAGUCUAGCAGGUGUUAAUAUACUGGGUUUGUUGUUAAUACAUUGAGCUAAUUUAGCUGUUAAAGCAAGUAUGAGCACCGGGACGCCGUACAUAGGCAGCAAAAUCAGCCUGAUCUCAAAGGCUCAGAUUCGCUAUGAGGGGAUUCUGUACACUAUUGAUACGGAUAACUCCACUGUGGCCUUAGCUAAGGUGAGGUCGUAUGGGACGGAGGGACGACCCACCGACCGUCCUGUUCCACCGAGAGAUGAAGUGUUUGAUUAUAUUAUCUUCAGAGGGAGUGAUAUUAAGGACAUCACCGUCGGUGAGCCUCCAAAACUUCACCAUAGCUUACCCCAGGACCCUGCAAUCGUUCAGUCGUCUGUGGGGAGCUCGUCCGUAUCGUAUGGUCCUCAGGGAGGGUACAGUCCCUACAGGAGCAUGAUGCCCUCCUACAACCAGCUCGCUGCCAGCUCUCUGCUCAACCAGCAGUACGCCGCCGCCCUCGGCCUGGCAGGUCUCCAUGGCCACCCACGAAGGGGUCCUAUGGUGGAGCAGGCGGUCCAGACAGCGCCUGUGGAAAAAGCAGCUCAGAAGAAAGGCCUGCCUGCAGGGGGGCAGGGGCAGCAGCAGGGCCGGGAGGGUGGCAGGCUGCAGCGAGGCGCCCGGGGGAGUCCUCAGACCCAGCGCGGGGGCGGUGGACUCAGGAAUGUCCAGGCCAGUCAGCGUGGAGAUGCACAAGGGCAGAGUCAAUCUAAUGAUGAAAACCGGCCACCUCAGCGGAGGAGACAGGGUAAUCGCAGGUCCAGGAACCGCGGCCGAGGGCAGAUCAUCGUGGGCACCGCAAAGCCCUCCACCCUCCAGUUUGAGUCGGACUUCGACUUUGAAUUGGCUAACGCUCAGUUCAACAAGGAGGACCUCUCUAAAGAGCUGCAGGAGAACCUGACUGUCAAAGACGAUCUGUCCACUGCUGAAACCCGAGAGGAGAAGGUGGACUCGGGUGUGGAGACCCAGAGCAGUGAGGGGGUGGUGGAGGAGGUGUUUGGACCAAAGUGUUUUUACAACAAGGCGAAGAGCUUUUUCGACAACAUUUCUUCAGAACUCAAAUCAAGGCGUACGACCUGGGCGGAAGAGCGUAAGCUGAACGUGGAGACCUUCGGGGUGCCAGGGCGGUUCCUGAGGGGGCGUGGUUUCCGUGGUGGUUUCCGAGGGCGACGGGGUAGAGGGAUGAACCAGCGCAUGCCCGUCCCACAGGCUGUGGGCAGCGGCAGGCUGUGAGAUCAGUGUGAACACCUCGUGGGACUUUAAGUGGGUUUUGUGUAAAUACGUUUUCUCUUUAUUCUAUUAAGAGUUUAAUUAUUUUGCGUUCCUCCACUUCAGCUGUAACUGGUAUUUAAAGAGAAUACAGAUUCAGGCCUUUUUGUGUUCAGGAGCAACACUACCAGUGUUUCAGUUCUGUUGCUAAUGGCUAAUAGCUAACGCUGUGCUGUCGCUGCUACGUCGUUGUCUAGUGUGAAGCUGCUUUGAUAGAAAUGAAUGAAAUGAACCUGAGAUGCACUUUAACUUGUGGAUGUUUAAUUCUAAGUAAUAUAUAUAUUUUUAUUUAUGCUUUCUGAUGUAAAUAUCGCUGGAAUUGCAGAAUGUAAACGGACUGACCCGGUCAGCCUUUGGCAUGUUCCCCUAAUAUUGUUUAUAAUGGUUUAAAAAUUCUGAUUUCUUUUUUUCUUUUUGUUUUCCAAUAUUUUCCUUUAUUGUUUGUUUAAUAAUGGACAGGGGACUUUGUACAAAAAGUACCAUUUGUUAAUAAAAAAAAUGGAAAAUGGCUGAUUAA
Astyanax mexicanus (Mexican tetra) is the source of this 1871-nucleotide messenger RNA. It is a transcript of the gene lsm14b, whose product is annotated as LSM family member 14B. Lineage: Eukaryota; Metazoa; Chordata; Actinopteri; Characiformes; Acestrorhamphidae. The coding region runs from base 134 to 1318 and encodes 394 amino acids. The transcript is spliced from 9 exons. The record is from RefSeq and is a predicted model, not a curated record. Gene Ontology annotation, molecular function: mRNA binding.